This is a messenger RNA of Diabrotica balteata, 710 nucleotides long. The record is from the annotation of a GenBank genome assembly. NCBI's taxonomy places the organism in Eukaryota, Metazoa, Arthropoda, Insecta, Coleoptera, Chrysomelidae.
GUAGAUUUCUACAUAAAGGUUGUUUACAAUACUUGAAGUGUGUUAUCACAAAUAUGGUUCGUGCUUGGUAUAUGGACAAUGACAAUGCUAGUGAUAAGAGUUUACCUCAUCAAAAGAUACCAGGGGAAUAUAUUAAUGUAAAUGAUUUAAAUAGUUCACUUGGUGUUAAAUAUUAUAAACUUAAUAUUGCUACCAUAGAUACAGACGGUGUGUUAGACCAGAUAAAGGAACAAAAUGGUUGUCACUACGAAGACGAAAUAACUACGGAAAAAUGUUUACAGAACAAUGGAGAAAUGUCCAAAAUUUUUUAUACUGAACACCUUCAUAAAGAUGACGAAAUUCGCUUAUGUGUUGACGGAUCUGCUUAUUUUGAUGUACGAGAUGCGAAUGAUGAGUGGGUUAGAAUUGAAAUUGUACCAGGAGAUUUGCUGAUAUUACCAAGUGGAAUCUAUCACAGAUUUACUUUGGAUAGUCAAAAUCAUAUAAGAUUGGGGAGAUUUUUUAUUUCUGAAGCCAAUUGGACUUCCUUUAACAGACCUAGUGAUAGUAUGGAUUGCCGUAAGAAGUAUGUUCAGAAAUUACAAAAUUAACGUUUCACAAAUAAAGAUAUAUAACUCGACUUACAUACAUAUUAUAUAACAUAUUAAAAUUUAUAAUUGUAUAUAUAAUUGUACAAGAUUAUAAAAUAAAUUUUUAUUUCACACUUUUUA